CACACGGGAGCCGCUUCUUCUUCUUCUUCUUCUCCUUCUUCUUCUUCUCCUUCUUCUUUUUCUUCUUCUUCAGCCCAGGCUUUUCUCCGGAUCCUCGCGCUCUCAAUGUUUGUUUAUCUCCGCGGGGUUCGUGUGGUUCUGGACCGGAACCAGGCAGACAGGCAGGCGGGCAGGCGGGGGACUUGAGGCGGGAUGUCGGCGCUGAAGGAGAGGCAGUGUUACGGAUUGUCCGGCGGCGCGCUGAGCCGCGGCGCUAACAUCUCCGUGUUUCACGUCAAACUCACUGACAGCGCGGCAAGAGCCAUUGGCUCGUUUCAAAACGGCAAGGGUCGAUCUUCACAUCCCACCAUCUGCUUCGAUGGGAACCAAGGGAGAAUCGCCAUCCCUUGCUCAGACAAAGGAGAUGAAUUGAGGCUAUUCACCUUCGGCGUGACUAACGUCGCCCAGGACAAUCCACACGGGAGCUUCGACUGUGUCCAACAGCUCAGUGCUGGUUCUGCAGAGGAGCUGUCAUGUCUCGGGGUGAUUCAGAAGAAGAUGACGGUCAAAGCUACAGAUGACUCGUAUGAUAAAGCUCGUCAGAGCAUGGCCCAGGCUGAGGAGGAGACUCGCAGUCGGGGAGCCAUUGUCAUCAAGCACGGGGGGCGCUACCAGGGCAAAAAGGUAACGGUGCGAGCCCCGGCCCCUGCGCUGGCCAGCCUGACCAAGCCCCGACACUCGUCCCGGCCUCUCCUCAGCAGCAUCACCAGGGGGGUUGGCGCGUCGAAGCCAAAGAAGGGCGUCUACGCUUCCAACAGGAAGAGCGCGGGAGACUUGCAGGAGCGGCCGCUCAGGGACAGAGUAACGCAUCUGCUGGCUCUGAGGCCGUACAAAAGGCCUGAGCUCAUCUUGAGGCUGCAGGCAGAUGGACUGACAGCAGGAGACAAAGACAUGCUCGACUCUGUAAUGAUGGAGGUCGGCCAGCUAAAUACUCGAGACAACACUUUUGUUCUAAAGGACGGUCUGUAUAAGGAGCUGCAGAAGGACUGGCCAGGCUACACCUCCGGAGACCAGCAGCUUCUGAAACGAAUCCUUGUCAGGAGACUUUUUCCGCCACAACAGAACCUCCUCACCGUCCCAGAAGCCCAGGUCAGUCCACUGCGGGACACGCCCAACUCCUCCCCGGCACACCGUCCAAAACUAUCCCUACCAGAGGAAUACACCGACCCCCUGGCGAGCAAGAAGCCCAGGAUAUCUCACUUGUCCAGCAAAACGGCCAGCGAGAAGUCCAGAUUGAGGCCAUCGAAACAAGCGGCUCAUAAAGACAUCACAGAGCUGACGGCGACUGACGGUCAGAAGAACUUGCUCGAUCCUCGAAGGCUUUUUGACUCCUUGUCUGCAGUGUGUCAGCAGGAAGCAGAAGUGACCAAGAGGCUGGAGCCACCACCCUGUGCUCAGGAGGAGCCCGAGGCCAAAGCAGAGCACCUUCCACCCAAAUCUGCUCGUCCUUCGUCCCCGCUGAUGGUGCCUGAUCUCAACAGACACACGAUUAAAAGGAAGAAGAGCAAACACAAACACAGAGAUCAGGAGAAGGACAGGAGGAGGGACAGGAAAGAGAGGAAAAAAGAUGACAGUUCGGAGAAUCCAAACAAGAAAGUGUCCCCAGACUGCACAGAGCCAAGUGAUAUUUUAUUCGAAACUAAUGUGCUCCAAGCGGACAGUGACGCAGCAGACUAUCUAUCGACGUAUACGGGCAUUCGCAGUCAUGACCAGAGACAGAGCUACAAGCAGGACUUCAACAGGGAGUACAACGAGUACAGAGAUCUACACGCUCGCAUCGACGGCGUGACGCGGCAGUUCAUGGAGCUGGACACGCAGCUCAAACAGCUUCACCACGAAUCACAUAAGUACAAGACGGUUCAUAAUAAAAUUCUUCAAGAGUACUGCAAGAUUAAAAAGUCUAACCCCAACUACCACCAGGAAAAGAGUCGCUGUGAGUAUCUACACAACAAACUGGCCCACAUCAAGAAGCUCAUAUCAGAGUACGACCAACAACAGCUCAGUGUAGAACAAUCAAGUUGCAACUGAACUGCAGACUCAUGAACUCAGUGUACAAUAAUCCCCCCGAGGCAGGGGAGGUUCACGCUGCUGAACUGGAAUCGAUGAACUUCGCGGCUGAACGUCGUCUCACAGGACCUGCUGGAAAUGUCAAAGGGGUCGUGAGUCUUUUUGUGAAGAACAACAGUGGUGCGCUGGGAAAAAGCAGCCCUAUGAUAUGAGAUCCUUCCUCAGAAGAGGCGAAGUUUCUUUGACAGAAUGGUUCGACCGAUGAGCUGCUGCCACGGUGACGUGAUGCUGCCAAGGACACAAAGAGGAGCGAUAGUGUUACAAAGGCUCUUAAUGUUGAAAGUCUCACUCAAAAACUGCAACCAGACACACGUGGAGAUGAGGUGCAACGCCUGCAAACAUUUGUAGAUUCCCAUCACCAUAGUUCUUUUGUCAAUUAAAUCAGUUUGGAUAUUUGCUUAUGUGUUAGCCAUGUCAGUGUUAAAGCUGGAUGCAUGAUGUCACUGCACGCCGUACAUGCCCAGACAGCUAUGAAUGGCUGAUGAGCCGCCUGAUGGCAGCUGGGAUGCAGAUGUUCACAUCCUGAGAAGACAUCUGUUCUUUGGGUUUUCCUGAAAGUGUUGCCAGUGCCUGAAACGGUUACUUUUCCUGGACUGGAUUCAUUGUAUUCUGCUGGUGUUGUCCUUCAUGUGGCUUUCCUGGAGCACGGAAGACUGUUAAGUUGGACAUAAUGCUAACUCGGAGUUGUAUUCAGGGAAUUUACAGUAUGAAGCUGCAGUCAAAGUGCUUAAAGUUAAAAAUGAUUUUUGAUUUAUCAGUACAGAGAGUUACUGUAACUGUAGGCUGAGCCUGUGAAGAGAAAUAAGGUUUUGUUGCAUGCUGUGUACUUUACAGAAUGCAUGAGGAGUAAAUCAGACGUUUUGUCAGUUUCAAAUAAAUUCAUUUGUAUGAGCUUUA
Messenger RNA from Acanthopagrus latus (yellowfin seabream), 3003 nucleotides. RefSeq names its product RNA polymerase II elongation factor ELL-like. Gene Ontology annotation, molecular function: cis-regulatory region sequence-specific DNA binding. Gene Ontology annotation, biological process: snRNA transcription by RNA polymerase II; positive regulation of transcription elongation by RNA polymerase II; transcription elongation by RNA polymerase II. Lineage: Eukaryota; Metazoa; Chordata; Actinopteri; Spariformes; Sparidae. The transcript has 12 exons. Bases 193 to 2067 code for a protein of 624 amino acids. The record is from RefSeq and is a predicted model, not a curated record. Gene Ontology annotation, cellular component: transcription elongation factor complex.